UGAUCCUGAAGUUCGACGAAUAUCUGGCUGGACGGCUCGGGGAACUCACAUCGCAGCAAUGAGCUCAGCGCCUCUCCUCCGUCCCGCCAUACUGGUCGUCUCCGACACUGCGGCAGCCGAUCCAUCAACCGACAAAUCCAUCCCCAUCCUCAAGGACGUAUUCUCGGACGACGGCGCCGGGAAAUGGAGCGAGCCACUUUUUGAGAUCGUCAAGGACGAUGUGCUGGAGAUUCAACGGGUCGUCCGCGGGUGGACAGAUUCCGAGAAUGAAGCCACCAAUGGCGGCGUGGUCAACUUGGUCGUCACGACUGGAGGGACAGGCUUCGCGCGACGAGACUUCACGCCGGAAGCCAUUACGCCCCUGAUCCACCGUCACGCUCCCGGCAUCGUCCACGGCAUGCUAUCUGCUUCGUUCCAGAUCACGCCUUUUGCCAUGAUGUCGCGGCCUGUGGCGGGCGUGAGGUAUAAAUCUAUCAUUAUCACCCUGCCCGGGUCGCCCAAGGGCGCCAAGGAGAACCUACAGGCUGUGUUGAAACUAUUGCCACACGCGUGCUUGCAAGCUGCAGGUCAGGACUCUAGGGCUGCCCAUGUGGGAGGAGUGAAGAAGUUGGAGAAGGAGGCUGGAGUUGGCCCAUCAACAUCCGGCGGUGCUACACCAGCAACGUCGAGUGCGACGGCGGGGCCCCCUGCUACGACUGGUGGACAUGACCACAAUCACCAUCAUAACCACGACCAUGACCACAGUCAUGGAGGCGGGGGUGGCCAUGGAGGACACAAAAUCCCCAAAGCUCACACCACCCCCUCCGAGCGACCUCAACUACAAUCCAACGACCCCAGGCUCGGUGCCACGGCACGCUACCGGUCAUCCCCAUACCCAAUGCUGAACGUGUCAGACGCCGUGUCGAAAAUCCUCGAAAAUGCACCGUCUCCCAUAGUCGAAAUAAGAGACGUAUCACCUGACUUGAUAGGCUACGUGGCGGCCGAGGAUAUCAAAGCCGCAGAGGCUGUCCCCGCCUACCGCGCCAGCAUAGUGGAUGGAUAUGCCGUCAUCGUCCCCGACAAGGCCACCUCGCAGAGCAUCAAGGGGGUCUUCCCCGUCGCCUCGGUCUCGCACGCCCAAGCGUCAUCCUUACCACCCCCUCUCCAAAAGGGUCAGAUAGCCCGGAUCACCACCGGCGCGCCGCUACCAGCAAACGCCAACGCAGUAGUCAUGGUGGAAGACACGGUCAUCUCCACACUCACACCAGACGGGAAGGAGGAGGCCAGCGUGGAGAUCCUCACGGACGAACUCGUGGAAGGGGAAAACAUUCGCGAGCCCGGGAGCGACAUCCAACUGGGCCAAGUGAUUGUGGCCAAGGGGACGCAGAUCAGCGCCCUCGGCGGCGAGAUCGGCGUCCUCGCGGCGGCGGGCAUCAAGACGGUCCCCGUCCACCGGAAACCCCGGGUCGGGGUCAUGUCGACGGGCGACGAGGUGACGGACGUCACGUACGACGGAGCCCUGAGCGGCGGGAUGAUCCGCGACUCGAACCGGCCGUCCCUGCUGACGCUGCUGCGCGGGUGGCGGAUGUGCGAGGCCGUGGUGGACCUGGGCGUCGCGCGCGACACGCCGCACCACGAGCUGGAGCACAAGCUGCGCGACGCCUUCCGGCUGCACGAGCUGGACCUGGUCGUCACGACGGGCGGCGUGUCGAUGGGCGAGCUCGACCUGCUGAAGCCGACCGUCGAGCGCGCCCUGGGCGGGCACGUCCACUUCGGCCGCGUCAACAUGAAGCCCGGCAAACCCACCACCUUUGCCAGCGUGCCGGUCAAGGGCUCGUCGGGCACCAGCACCAGCACCAGCAGCGGCGGGCGCGAGACGAGGCUCAUCUUCGGCCUGCCCGGCAACCCGGCCAGCGCGCUCGUCACGGCCAACCUCUUCGUGCUGCCCUGCAUCCAGCACAUGACGGGCCUGCCGGGCGAGGGUGCCCCGCGGGUCAAAGUCCGCGUCCAGGGCCGCGUGCGCUGCGACAAGGCCCGCGUCGAGUACCACCGCGUGCUGGUCUCGGUGGACCCAGACGACGGCAAGCUCGUGGCGCGGAGCACAGGCAUGCAGCGGAGUUCUCGGGUAGGCAGCCUAGCGAGUGCCAAUGGAUUGUUGGUUCUCCCUCAGAGGGAAGGAUACGUUGAGGACGGGGGCGUGUGUGAGGCGCUGAUGGUCGGGAUGGUGUUGGGAUAUUGAUUUCACAGUGACUCUAAAGAACCGGGGGACCCGAAAUUAUAUACGCAAAGACUACAUGAAGCUGUCACGAGAAGGCGUCGACGUGAUGAGGCGAAAGCUGUUGCAUUCGGAGGUGUACAGUACCCAGCCUAUCUAUCCACCAGAGCGCAGAGAGGGGUAUCAAUGUCAUAAGAAUAACACGCCGUGGGACACCAAAUCCGUCGCUGUAACUUUAUGCUUCUCUAGCCUUGUCCUUGUGUGAUAUGAUGCUGUGGUCU
Cladophialophora immunda is the source of this 2475-nucleotide messenger RNA. RefSeq lists its product as uncharacterized. Lineage: Eukaryota; Fungi; Ascomycota; Eurotiomycetes; Chaetothyriales; Herpotrichiellaceae. The record is from RefSeq and is a predicted model, not a curated record. The transcript has a single exon. Bases 59 to 2218 code for a protein of 719 amino acids. Gene Ontology annotation, cellular component: cytosol; cytoplasm. Gene Ontology annotation, biological process: molybdenum incorporation into molybdenum-molybdopterin complex; Mo-molybdopterin cofactor biosynthetic process. Gene Ontology annotation, molecular function: molybdopterin molybdotransferase activity.